Cannabis sativa is the source of this 1116-nucleotide messenger RNA. RefSeq lists its product as uncharacterized. Gene Ontology annotation, cellular component: membrane. Gene Ontology annotation, biological process: protein ubiquitination. Lineage: Eukaryota; Viridiplantae; Streptophyta; Magnoliopsida; Rosales; Cannabaceae. Bases 314 to 982 code for a protein of 222 amino acids. Gene Ontology annotation, molecular function: zinc ion binding; ubiquitin-protein transferase activity. The record is from RefSeq and is a predicted model, not a curated record. The transcript has 7 exons.
AUGAUGGUCUUUCCACAUCCAAAAUAUUUUCAGGUCGGUACAAAUAAUUUUCUUUCACUUGGGAUUUUUUGUUUUUUCUCCUUUGGAGGAAAAACAAAAGGGUAGUUUUGGAAUUUCGUUUUCAGUUCUCUUUUAUUUAUAAAGACUGGCCUUCCAAGCUCGCAGGGAAAUAAGAAACCAAGUGAACGAAAAAACAUAAUAAAAUUCUUCUAUUUUCUUGCCUAAGUUAAGAGAAAGUUUUCUUUUUUUAAUUAUUUAAAUUUUGUUUUCGUUUUCAAAAUUUUUGAAAAACAGAGAAGAAAGUUUUAAAAAUAUGGGAGAAGUACUACUGUUUAUGGAGGAUUUGAAAUCAAGUUAUGUAAUUUCACACUGUAGAAUCUGCCACGAAGAAGAAUUUGAAAAUUCUUCCACCUUGGAAGCUCCUUGUGCUUGCUCUGGAACUGUUAAGUUUGCUCAUAGAGAUUGUAUACAGAGAUGGUGUAACGAGAAAGGGAAUACAACCUGUGAAAUAUGUCUUCAUAAUUAUAAACCAGGGUACACAGCACCUCCAAAAAUUUCUCCUCUAAUUGAAGCAGCAGUAACCAUUAGAGAUAGUUUACAAAUUCCAAGAAGAGAAGAAGAAAGGGGAAGAAGAGGUGGCAGCAGCGUGGGAGUGAGGGCGGAAAACGACCACUCUCAAUGCACGUCCGCCGCGGAUAGAAGCGCGUCUUGCUGUCGUAGGCUGGCUCUACUUUUUACUAUGAUUUUGCUUGUGAGACAUCUCUUUGCUAUUCUUAAUGGUGGACUAGAAGAAUACCCUUUUACUCUUGUUACAAUAAUUAUUUUAAGGACUAGUGGCAUUGUACUACCAAUGUUUGUAUUAGUUCGAACAAUCACAGCAGUUCAAAAUAGCAUCAAAAGACAUUAUCAGGAUUUUGAUAAUGUUGACUCCUCAACCUUUGAUGGAGACGAAGAAGAUGAAUUGUACCAACACUUAGUUUAAAACAAAGCUUUUUACUAGAUUUUCUAAUCAUUAUUAUUUUGUGUAUCCGGGCAUCAUUUCAAUGCCUUAUUUUAUUCUUGGUGUAAAGAUUAAAGAUUAAAAAUCAAAAAUCAAAAAUCAAAAUUCUUUCAGAA